Molecule: messenger RNA, 1131 nt
Organism: Ramularia collo-cygni
Lineage: Eukaryota; Fungi; Ascomycota; Dothideomycetes; Mycosphaerellales; Mycosphaerellaceae
Product: probable glucosamine-6-phosphate isomerase
Exons: 5
Coding region: 1-1131 (376 amino acids)
Biological process (GO): D-glucosamine catabolic process; N-acetylglucosamine catabolic process; N-acetylneuraminate catabolic process
Cellular component (GO): cytoplasm
Molecular function (GO): identical protein binding; glucosamine-6-phosphate deaminase activity
Source: RefSeq, a predicted model, not a curated record
AUGAGAUUGAUCGUGAGGGACGACAAGGCCGCGGCCUCGAAGUACAUAUCUGACUACAUCAUUCAUCGCAUCAAGGCGUAUGCGCCGACUCCAGAAAAGCCCUUUGUUCUUGGUUUGCCGACUGGAUCUUCACCCGAGGCCAUCUACAAGAACCUUGUCAAAGCACACAAAAAUGGCGAGAUCUCGUUUCGAGAUGUCAUCACUUUCAACAUGGACGAAUACGUUGGAAUACCCCGAGAGCACCCCGAGUCCUACCACUCCUUUAUGUACAAGCACUUCUUCAGCCAUGUCGACGUCGACCCAGCCAACAUCAACAUCUUGAAUGGCAAUGCACCUGAUCUCGAGGCAGAAUGCAUCGCGUAUGAGGAAAAGAUUCGAAGAGCGGGUGGCAUCGAGCUCUUCCUGGGCGGAAUUGGUCCCGAUGGCCACAUCGCGUUCAAUGAACCAGGUUCCAGCCUGAAGAGUCGGACAAGAGUCAAGACUUUGGCAUAUGACACAAUUCUCGCCAACAGCCGGUUCUUCGAUAACGACCUUACGAAGGUCCCAAAGAUGGCCUUGACUGUUGGCGUCCAGACGGUUCUAGAUGCCCGCGAAGUCCUCGUCAUCAUCACUGGUGCUCACAAGGCCCUCGCACUCCAAAAGUGUAUCGAAGGAGGUGUGAACCACAUGUGGACCCUUUCCAGCCUGCAGAUGCACCCAUACGCAAUGAUCAUCGUAGACGAGGACGCAACCUUGGAGCUACAAGUCAAGACUGUGAAAUACUUCAAGUCUAUCGAGCAGGUCGCAACGUCACAAGGUUUUGGGCAAGCACUGGCUUCCGAAGAAAUGACAAUGCGCAAACGUGAUUCCGUCUUGGAGCAACYCGACAGUCCCAAGAGUCCUACCGCCAAGUCGUUCCUUGCGGGUCCGAAGCCUAUUUUGACGCGGAUGAUCACCACUGAGCUGAACACACAACCUGCGACUCUCAUACCACCCAAGCCCGAAAUCAUCCGUUCGGUCACUCCCGAGUUGGUAAACGAAGCCAUGCAUUCGCGUAUUCCAGAAACUCUUCCUGGUCUAGACGGGUUGGAAGUCAAGGAACUCCCCAUUUCGCCUAUGCAUGAACGCGUGGACUCUGCUGCUCCCGCAUGA